AUGUUUUCGAAUUUUUUCGAAAGCCUGUACGAGGGCAUCGGAGACGAUGACGCCGACGACGACGACAACAAGAGCAGCCGGAAACCUUCAACGGAAAGACACGAUUCUGAGAGAAACACCCAUCGUUUGUCCUCUUUAUCACCGGAAGAGGAGGCUCAAGCGCGUGGGGUGAAAGAUGACCUGACGGAACUCGGCCACACCCUCACGCGCCAAUUUCGGGGGGUCGCUAGCUUUCUCGCUCCGUUACCAGAUGGAUCUUCCUCCGAUCUGUCAAAUCUCAGAUUGAAAGAAUCGCGGUCUUCAGAUCCUGGAUUGGAUCAAUCGCGGUCUUCGGAUCCCAGACUAAAUCAUUCGCGGUCUUUAGAUCGGUCCGAAUCGUGUGUCGGAAGCGAUACGCCGGAGACCGAAAUUAAGGAUAGGAGCUGGAAUUCGGAAACCAUGGCUUCGGAAGGAAAAGGGAUAGAAGAUGUGUGCAAUGAUCCGGAGGAGGAAGAAGAGGAAACAGAUGAAGAAGAAGAAGAAGAAGAAGAAGAAGAAGAAGAAGAAGAAGAGAUCGAUGCGGUUGCUCUUACGGACGAAGUACUUGCAUUUGCGAGGAACAUAGCGAUGCAUCCUGAAACUUGGUUGGAUUUUCCUCUCGACCCCGACGAAGAUCUUGAUGAUUUGGAAAUGUCUGAUGCUCAAAGAGGUCAUGCUUUAGCUAUAGAACGUCUUGCUCCGAGGUUAGCUGCAUUGAGAAUAGAACUUUGUCCAUGCCAUAUGACUGUUGGUUACUUCUGGAAAGUCUACUUUGUUCUUCUCCAUUCAAGGCUCAGUAAACACGAUGCUCAGCUUUUGUCUUCGCCACAGGUGAUGGAAGCAAGAGCAUUGUGGAUGAAAGAGCUUCAGAAUCAAAACCAUUCCUCAAAAGAAGGGAGAGAGAUCUUUGAGGAGGGCACUAGACCAUCAACUUCAAAUUACUACCAGCAUGCUCCUCCUGAGUUUCUGUCCCCACGAAUAUAUGCCUUUGAGCCUCCUUCAAUCAUGUAUCGCGACUUUGAGUCUGAAAAUGCGCAGUUCAUAGAUAAAGCUGUUAUCGAGGAAAAACCAAUCCAAAAGGUCGACAAAAAGAGUGAAAGCCAAAGCCAAACACCCAAAGAUGAUGAUGAUGAUGAUGAUUGGCCAGAAGAGGAAGAUUCUGAUCAUAAUUGGGCUCCAAUGUUCACAGUGAAUGAGGAUGAUGUUUCUUUCAGUGAUCUCGAAGGAGACGAUGAUAUAAGUAGCUUAGCACUCAAGUCUAAGAGUACCUCAAAGGGCGCAGAACGAAAAGGAACAUGA
Molecule: messenger RNA, 1317 nt
Organism: Thlaspi arvense
Lineage: Eukaryota; Viridiplantae; Streptophyta; Magnoliopsida; Brassicales; Brassicaceae
Source: the annotation of a GenBank genome assembly